This is a messenger RNA of Filobasidium floriforme, 738 nucleotides long. Its product is annotated as PAP2-domain-containing protein. The transcript is spliced from 2 exons. Bases 1 to 738 code for a protein of 245 amino acids. Gene Ontology annotation, molecular function: sphingosine-1-phosphate phosphatase activity. The record is from RefSeq and is a predicted model, not a curated record. NCBI's taxonomy places the organism in Eukaryota, Fungi, Basidiomycota, Tremellomycetes, Filobasidiales, Filobasidiaceae.
AUGCUCGAUUUGAUCAAUGUAGGCUCUUGUACUGAAAAGCUUGCCAUCCGCACAACAUUAGACGACCCCACGGACCUCAUCUCGGCCCCUCUGGCACUCUUGACACUCUCCCCGUUCUUCCUCUUCUCGGCCUAUGCGACAUUGAUCAUCAUCAACCGGCCCUUGUCGGUCGUCAACCUUUUUCUCGGACAACUAGCUAAUGAGGGGUUGAACAAGGUCUUGAAGAAGACGUUGAAAGCGGGGAGACCGUGGGUAUUGGGAGAUGGGUAUGGGAUGCCUAGUAGUCAUUCUCAGUUCGUAGCUUACUCUUCAAGCUUUAUGCUCGUCCACCUCGCCUGCAUCUACCACCACCUCCCCUUCGGCUUUCCACACCGACACCGCCGCACCCCCACCUCCCGUUUCACCCGAUACACCCUCUCUACCGGUCUCGUCCUCUGGCCACUCUUGACCGGUUACUCCCGUUAUCGUCUGCACUACCACUCUCCUACGCAAGUUUUAGCCGGUUUAGCGGUGGGGAGCAUGGUCGGAGCAUUACAUGCCGUGGUCACAGAGGUCGUACCUCUUUGGUACCCGACGAGCACGCUCGGAAGACUUAGGGCGCGGAUAGCGAGGAAAUGGGAAGAGUGGCCGAUUGAGGGUUGGGGUGGGUGGGGAGCUGGAGGGAGGGAGACGGGGAGGUGGUUGGACUAUCCUGAUGUCACGAAGAAGGAUGUAUCCGAUCGAAAGAAGGACGAAUAG